GCUUCUGUCCUGUGGUGGCCACCAACAUUACCCUCAACCUCACUUCACUUGGCCCCUGCAUGAUCCUGACUUUUAACGAGAACUGCCACGACUGGUGCGAUGAAAGCAAGUUGUCUUGCACACUGCUUCCGCACCCGCCGAUUGGCAACUACUCGGAGCGGCAAGGUCACAUGGUGGGAUUCUUCCGAGAUCCUGAUCAGCGGAUAGUGUCGGGAUAUCAUGGUGGUGGGGAAAAAUUUGCAGAUGACAGGCGCUUUCACUUGGAUGCCGCGGGCAUAGGUGCGUUCGCUACUCUUCCGUGCAAGCCGCUAGAUGAUGCAGUGCCAUUGCCAAAAGUACCCCUGCUGGAAUUUGCGGAGGCGUGGAAAGGAGGCAUGACGUAUCAGCUGGUGACAGAAGAUGACCAUGGAAUUCCCACAGUUCUGCCGAAUCGCCCUAAAGUGACACAAGCAGAUGGCGUGCAGGCGGCACGGAGAGUGCGGGAGGGCUUUGCCUUCGUGGGCAUCACGGAGGAGUGGGACUUGUCUAUCUGCUUGUUCCACAAAAUGUUUGGCGGCCUAUGUGUGUUUUCGGAAUUCCAGGAUAUACGCCCUACCUUUCCGGGAAAGUCUGCGAACACCGAUUACAAUACCUCCGAGCUGAUGGCUUGGCAUGAUGAUAUUGAUGAGAUCGUAUAUGAAGCUGCGCUGGAGGUGUUUCACAAAAAUCUUGUUCUGUACAAUGUUUCUCAUGAGACGUGCCAGGAGUGCUACCGCAAUGCUGGAAAGGAAGAACUUCCUUGA
Molecule: messenger RNA, 782 nt
Organism: Symbiodinium pilosum
Lineage: Eukaryota; Dinophyceae; Suessiales; Symbiodiniaceae
Source: the annotation of a GenBank genome assembly